GACAAUGUACAAAACUGUGCUCGCCGUACUUUGCCUGGUCGCUCUCGCUAGCGCCACCGGAUACGGAGGUGGAUAUGGAUAUGGUGGCGGAUAUGGUGGAUACGGCGGAGGUUACGGCGGUGGAUACGGCGGUGGAUACGGUGGUGGAUUCGGCGGUGUCGGCCUGAUUGGACUCGGUCUCGGCGGACGUGGUGGAUACGGAGGAGGCUAUGGCGGAUUCGGAGGCUUCGGUGGACUCGGCGGAGGCUUCGGUGGACUCGGAGGAGGUUGGGGUCUCGGUGGUGGAUGGGGCCAUGGCGGCGGUUACGGUUAUGGAGGAGGCGUCGGCAAAGCUGUUGUCAUCCCUGUUGGAGGUUACGG
Molecule: messenger RNA, 360 nt
Organism: Lymnaea stagnalis (great pond snail)
Lineage: Eukaryota; Metazoa; Mollusca; Gastropoda; Lymnaeidae
Source: the annotation of a GenBank genome assembly